Messenger RNA from Vigna angularis (adzuki bean), 1314 nucleotides. RefSeq lists its product as uncharacterized. The transcript is spliced from 3 exons. Gene Ontology annotation, biological process: ubiquitin-dependent protein catabolic process; protein polyubiquitination; positive regulation of proteasomal ubiquitin-dependent protein catabolic process. The record is from RefSeq and is a predicted model, not a curated record. Lineage: Eukaryota; Viridiplantae; Streptophyta; Magnoliopsida; Fabales; Fabaceae. The coding region runs from base 1 to 1314 and encodes 437 amino acids. Gene Ontology annotation, cellular component: ubiquitin ligase complex; cytoplasm. Gene Ontology annotation, molecular function: ubiquitin protein ligase activity; zinc ion binding; ubiquitin conjugating enzyme binding.
AUGGACGAAACUUCAUCUGACUCUUUUCAGUCUUCACACGAGUCUGCUUCCUAUUCAUCUUACUCUUCACACGAGUCUGCUUCCCAUUCUCAGUCUUCACACGAGUCUGCUUCUCAGUCUUCCGACGAGUAUGUUUCCUCUUCAUCAGAUGGUCUGGAAUUUGAACCAAAGAAUGCAUUGCCAACAUCUGAUAGAAAAAAUGUUAAGCGGAAAUUGUCGAGUUCCUCAUCGGAAAGCGAUGGAGGAGGGUCAAGUAGAAGACUGAACAAAGUGGAAGAUGCAGACGGCGAUGAUGAUGGCCCUGUGAGAUACCGCAGAGGGAAACAGGUAAAGAUAGAAGAAUCUUUGUGUGUGUGUGGUAUUUGCAUGGAUGCCAUACCUGAUGAAAAGAAGUUCAGGAUCCAAAACUGUUCUCACAUCUUUUGCAAUGGCUGCAUCACAAGACAUGUUGCUGCAAAGAUUGAGGAGAAUAGAUCAGUGGUGCAAUGCCCAAACCCUAAUUGCAAGGAGGGUAUAGAGCUUGAGCAUUGUGGUUCGAUUAUCCCUAAAGAAGUGUUUGAUAAAUGGGGAGAUAUUCUUUGUGAGAAUCUAGUGGUUGAAGCAGAAAAGUUUUUCUGUCCUUUUAAGGACUGUUCAGCUCUGUUGAUGCGUGAUGGUGAAGAAGUUGUGACUUCAUCAGAGUGUCCACAUUGCCACAGACUGUGCUGCGCACAGUGCAGGGUUUCGUGGCAUGCAGGAAUGGACUGUGAGGAGUUUCAGAGGUCGAAAAGAGAGAAAGGAGAGAAUGGAGACUCGAUGGUGACGAAGCUUGCAAAGAAGAAAGGUUGGAGAAAAUGUCCAAAUUGCAGUUUUUAUGUAGAAAGAAUUGCAGGAUGCUCACGUAUAACUUGCAGCUUAAGGUCCAUGAGACAACUUAUAAAUAGAGAUCCAGGGCCACAAGCCAGGAAACCGAUCGGCCAAGACCGGCGUGACCGAACGACCCAGACAGAAGAAAGACGAACGACUCAGGCGGCCCAUCAAAGAACGAGCGGCAGAGUCAUCCAGAAGCGGCAAAGUCACGUGUCUCGGUCCCACAAGAAUAUCAAUCGAAACAUUUUGGCGUCCACCGUGAGGUUGAGAGCAAGCAGAAGACGCCCAGAUGGUGACCACGAGGAGCAUGGACGGACAACAGAAUACCAGAGAUUUGAUAGCGCAGAUGCAAGCACAGAUACCACAGGCAAGAACCAUACAGGCGCAGACGCAAGCACAACAAGGGAUGCAACGAAAACACGCAGAGGAGAUUGCGGCACUAAGGGCGAAAUGAGUCCAUACUAA